AGCAGAAGCACAGUCGUGUUUUAAGCUUCGCUGCGGUUACAUCUUUGCACUUAAACUAGAACCAAGAAAAUUCUUUGGAACAAAGUUGUUUCCAUAAUUGUUAAAAAAAGUGUUAGCUCUACAUUUACCGCGAGUACCACCUUAUAUACUAAACCUUAAUCAAGAUGAGUUCAGAAAACAAAAAAAGUGAAGUUGAAGUCGAGAGCGUUGCCACAACUGAAGAAAAAGCAGAGACCAAGGAAAUCAAAGGAGUCAAGCGACCCGCCGAUGAAAAAUCCGCAGAAUCCAAAAAAGUGAAGAAGGACGAAAAUGGCGCGGGCGAAGAAGAGGAAGACGUUGAGGAUGAGGGUGAGGAAGUAGAAGGCGAAGAUGAAGAAUACGACCUUCCUUAUGGCGAAGAAGAAGACAUAGAAGCUGAAGAUGAGGAAGAAGAGGAAGGUGACGAGGUUGACGGAGAAGAGGAGGAUGAGGAUGCGUAAUGAUGAGAUACUGAGUAAGAGUGAGACUAAGUAAAAUAGACAUAGGUGAUUUAUUAUUUCGAUUUGCAUUAAAUCUGCAAGUAAUAAGUAUAUACAACCAUAAACAUUGUAAAAUUUGUUUGUGUAUAUAUUUUAAAAAGCAACAAAGGAAAUCCUAACAUAGACAGCAUUCACAGCUAGGAAUAAGUUUUCCGAUUUAAAUUAAACCGUUUAUUUAUGGCUCUAGUUUGUCCUUUGUUAGCAAGGAAGCUUUAAUUUGGAAGCAGCUAAUUAAUAGACGACUUGCAUCAGUGGUGCAUUGGUUUGAUGUGUAAAACAUGGUGCAAGUUUAAGUUGUCAUUUUUAUUUCUCUAGCCCGCAGUCUAAAAGUAAUUGUCAAACAACUUCUGAUCAGAUCCCAAUACAACAGUACCUUGUUGAUUUUAAAGCAAUCACAAACAUUAAAAUAGUUUAAAAUGAAUCAGUGAAAUAAUUACUCAAAAUAGCAAAUCUAAUCCUCGGAAUGCGACAUUGAAACAUUGCGUUUAAUUUAUUGUAUUGAUGAAUGAAAAACCAGGAAAAAAUAAAGUAAGAUUGCCGCUGUAA
This is a messenger RNA of Wyeomyia smithii (pitcher-plant mosquito), 1064 nucleotides long. It is a transcript of the gene Bacc, whose product is annotated as bacchus. The coding region runs from base 165 to 479 and encodes 104 amino acids. NCBI's taxonomy places the organism in Eukaryota, Metazoa, Arthropoda, Insecta, Diptera, Culicidae. The record is from RefSeq and is a predicted model, not a curated record. The transcript is spliced from 3 exons.